AUGAAGCUGUACUCCACUCUCACUUCAUACAUCGCAGAAGAUGAUGGAUUCCGUCUCAUUUGUUCCAAACUGGACGGAAGACUCUCUGUAUCUUCAAGUUCUGAUGUCAUUCCCAUGGAUGCAGAGGAAGUAUGUGAUAUCAUAUCUGUGUUAGGACGAAUCGAUAUUGAUGGUGCAAAUUAUCUGCUCUGUGUUACCGAAAGUACGGUUGUUGCCGAGUUCAGUGGUCGGGAGGCUAAGCAUCCAAUACAUCGUAUUGAUCGCGUGAGAGCCAUUUCUUUGGACUCGUCAGAAACUCUGGAAGCACUCGGAUCAGCUACCGCAAAUUCAACAGAAUCGUCCGCACGUCGUUUGAAGCAGGGAACUGGGAAGCUGAUCAAGUUUGUCCAGGACAAAAUUACAUUAAGUAAUGUUCAAAAACCGUCUGCAAUGCUUGAUGAAAUUUUACGCCUUUUCAACGACCAUCCUGACUUCUACUUCUGCUUCGGACGAGACAUCACGCACUGCACGCAUACGCAUUAUUCGUCACGUAAUGCUGAUCCUGACGAGCGGUUCUUCUGGAAUAAGUUGUUAUUGAAAGACUUGCUGGAUAAGACCAUAGACAGAGAGCUAGCUAAGAAAUGGAUUGUCCCAGUAAUGCAGGGUAGUGUACGAUUCAAUAGCCUUGAAAUUGCUGAUGAUCCUGAAGCCAAUGUGUCGUUAGAUAUCACUCUUAUUUCGCGGCGAUCGGUUCAUCGUGCUGGAGUGAGAUAUCUGAGAAGAGGAAUCGACAAUGAGUCAAAUGUGGCGAAUUUCGUUGAAACAGAACUUUUAUUGAACAUUUUCGGUCAUCAUCUAUCGUUUGUACAGGUACGCGGGUCAGUUCCCGUUUUUUGGAGUCAGAAAGGGUUCAAAUAUCGCCCUCCUCUCUCUAUCGAACGACCUGUAGAAGAAAGUAUGCCGUACUUUACAACUCAUAUGCAGGAACUAAUUGACCGCUAUGGGUCUCCGUUGGUCGCGGUUAAUCUUGUUGAUCAAGCCGGGCGAGAGCUGAAACUUGCGACAAGCUACUUAGAGCAUGCCGCCAAGUUCAAUUCACCUCAUCUACAUUAUGUUUCAUUUGAUCUGCACCGACAUUGCAGGGGCUUGAAAUUCGAUAAGGUUAACGACCUCAUUACGGGGAUGGAGGAUUUGUUAAGAAAAAUUGGUUACUGUUGGGUUGACAAAACAGGUGAGAUUGUAAAAAGUCAGAGUGGUGUUGUUCGCGUGAAUUGUGUUGAUUGCUUGGAUCGCACAAAUGUUGUCCAGGGUGCAAUUUCUCAAUGGGUUUGCAUGCAACAAGCGCAACGUCUGGGGCUUUUUGGUCCAUUAUGUGAACCACCUGAGGCUCUUGUGACUUUACUGCAAAAUAUAUGGGCGGAUAAUGGCGAUGAGAUUUCGACGCAGUAUGCUGGAACAGCAGCCUUAAAAGGAGAUGUAACUCGAAGCGGAGAGCGACGUCUUACCGGAAUCAUGAAAGAUGGCUAUAACAGUGCCUCUCGUUACUACCUCUCACACGUACGGGACUCAUCGAGACAGAAGGCUAUGAAUGUUCUUCUCGGUAACAAAGACCAAGGUUCGGAAUCAAUGGUGGAUUCGGACUCAGACUCAGAGGAGGACGAGAAUGUAAGUCGUCUCGUGGCUGAGACUGUGCACUUCCUUCUUCCCGAAGGAGAAGUUGUUGUAGGAGGUUGGGCUCUGUGUGACUCGCUGCAAAAAGGAGAUGCAAUCGACACAAUACUUCUUCUAACAAGAACCAAAUUGUACGUGGCUGUUUACGAUGACGAACUCGAGAAACUAGCAGAUGUCAGGAUCGUUCCUCUGGAUGAUAUUACUUCGCUUGAGGUCGGCCGUCCGUCUCGUUCGGCUCGCUUAUUUUUGCGAGUGACGUGCUUAGAAGAAAGUUGGACAUGGCGAGCUGGAAAAACGCGUUUAUUCAACAACGUGGCCAUUCGACUGAAAACUCUGGAAGAGGCUGGGGAGUACACGGAAUCCAUUGCAGAACAGAUCAGUGUCACAAUCAAUUUAUGUGUUGGUAGAGAUGUUCCCGUUCAGCGGGUUGAACGACUGACUCUGCCAGGAUCAACGAACACCGCUAAAAGGGCUUUAGCGUCUAUGACUGCUGCAUUGAAAACUCGUAUGCGAAGACCAGCAGCUCCUUCGGGGACAAAUACGACUAAUUCCAAUGACAAUGUAGCUGCUGAAUCACUUCCUGUACCAACAACAGUGGUGGAUUCUUCGUUGAUUGACAUAUCUGAAAACUGUGGACCAGUCGAUUCAGUCUCAGAAUUUCGUGAUGAUAUGAAUCCGAACACUACGACCAUUGCUCCGUCGAAGAUACACACCUCUCCUUCUGAUGGAUGUCUGUUAACAGAAGCGAAUCGUCCAGCAACCUCCGCCGCUGGCUUAGUCGGCCGCAUUCGAGGACUCAAAACUCCUUUCACGAGAUCAAAUGAAGGAAGUGGCGCUUCUGCAAACCCAUUCAAAAACCUUCUUCCUCUUAUGAGCACUUCACAAACAAAUUUUGUAAUGCUUUAG
This is a messenger RNA of Necator americanus (New World hookworm), 2556 nucleotides long. RefSeq lists its product as uncharacterized. Gene Ontology annotation, biological process: regulation of endocytic recycling; phosphatidylinositol dephosphorylation. NCBI's taxonomy places the organism in Eukaryota, Metazoa, Nematoda, Chromadorea, Rhabditida, Ancylostomatidae. The record is from RefSeq and is a predicted model, not a curated record. Bases 1 to 2556 code for a protein of 851 amino acids. Gene Ontology annotation, molecular function: phosphatidylinositol-4-phosphate phosphatase activity. Gene Ontology annotation, cellular component: clathrin-coated endocytic vesicle; early endosome. The transcript is spliced from 21 exons.